Salarias fasciatus (jewelled blenny) is the source of this 914-nucleotide messenger RNA. RefSeq names its product ribonuclease, RNase K b (gene rnasekb). Bases 181 to 486 code for a protein of 101 amino acids. Lineage: Eukaryota; Metazoa; Chordata; Actinopteri; Blenniiformes; Blenniidae. Gene Ontology annotation, biological process: nucleic acid metabolic process. The transcript has 3 exons. The record is from RefSeq and is a predicted model, not a curated record. Gene Ontology annotation, molecular function: RNA endonuclease activity.
UGAUUGGUGCUUGCAAUGCGGAUUACGAUUUCUACCGAACUGUGCCGACUGAAGCCGAGGUUGAAGGAUCAGCUGACCGCGGAGCCGCGUCCUUCGAUGGGACUGUGUGUGGAUUAGAUUUAGGUUAUAAAUUAUUUGUGGACCUUCCGGACUGACCCCUGGAACCCUCCGGACACCGACAUGCCGUCGCUGUUGUUCUGCGGGCCGAAGAUGGCCGCGUGUGGGAUCGUGAUCAGCAUCUGGGGCGUCAUUAUGCUGGCCAUGUUGGGGAUUUUCUUCAGCGCCAAGUCGGCCGUGCUGAUCGAGGACGUGCCGUUCACCGAGGAGGACAUCCGGGAGGAUAAAAACCCUCCCCAGAACAUCUACAGUCUCUACAACCAGGUCGGCAUCAACUGCUUCAUCGCCGCCGCCGUCUACGUGGCGGUCGGCGCCGUCUCGCUCUGUCAGGUGCGGCUCAACAAGCGCCAGGAGUACAUGGUGACAUAGGAGCUGACCUCUGACCUGUGACUGCCCACCGCCUCUCCGUGGAGCCUGAGUUUGGUUUUGUGGAGAUUAAGGAAAAAGGGGGGCGGGGCCAAGCUUGGAUUAUUUAUUUUGAAUUUUAAAUGUUUAUUGUUGUUCACUGUUUUCAGAUGAAAUGUGAUAUAAUUCUUUUGAUUGGGUGUUUUUUUUUUUUUUGUGAACGUGACCAAACACACACACUCACACACACACACACACACACACACACACACACACACACACACACACACACAUAUCCAUGUUAUGUAACAAGGCAAUGCGUGACCGACAUUAAAACACAAACUGUUACAUGAGGAUCAAAGUUUGUUUGUUUGGGUGGAAUUUAAAGUGUUAAUGUGGUAAAUUGCUCGUCUGGAGGAUCGCUGCAAUAAAACAUCUGAAAACAAACCAAA